Pseudo-nitzschia multistriata is the source of this 1483-nucleotide messenger RNA. The record is from the annotation of a GenBank genome assembly. NCBI's taxonomy places the organism in Eukaryota, Bacillariophyta, Bacillariophyceae, Bacillariales, Bacillariaceae.
AUAUUUUCAUUUCCUUUUUUUGGUUUUUCGAAAMAUAAUCUCGACUCAAUCAAUUCGUACCAUAUCGCAAAGGUAAGCAAAAGGAAGACGRAAGGAAGAUUGUGCAUAUGCAUUAUGUUCGAAACUUAUACUCGAUACUCUCUCUCAUGAUCUUCACAGAUGACAAUGAAAGUWGUUAACAACGAAACUGCCRCUUUGACCGCAAACGAGCACGAUGUGCAGGUCAACAAGGGCAAAACUCUCGAGCAGAGAUUUCCACCUCUCGAUGGUGAAAAGUUGAAAUGGUUUCCGAAGUCAUCUUUGCCUGAUGAGAUYCCUGCCAUUGAUAUCAGCAAAGUCAACACGAAAGAAGAGCUGGAACAAUUUUUGGUAGACAUCCGCAAGUCAGGACUUUUCUACAUCGUCAACCACGGUGUUCCCGAAGACGUCUCAAUUAACGUUUACAACGCCUUCAGAGAAUUUCUCUCGUCCACCACCGAAGAAGAGAGAAUGAAGUAUUACACGGACACUCAUUUCCAAAAUGGUGGAUACGUCCCCUUCCAAGGCUCUUCCAUUCGCGGAGGAAAUUUAGGCAAGCCGCAGAAGGACCACGUCGUGAAAUACUUUUGGAGAGGGCCUCAAGUUGUUAAUAGGACCCCMAGCGAGAAAUUCACCAAGGCACACGAUGYCCAUCAUACUGAGACCUUCAACGUAGCGGAGAAGGUGAUUAGAACCAUUUUCAAGGCCUUAAAGCUUCGCUUCCCUGACUUCGAUCCUAUGGAAUUCGAAGACACUAUUAAUUCAAAGAAGAUGUUCUUCACCAAUCGUGUUUACCCUCAGGCUGAAAAGAGUGACGAAGAAACUAUYACUCAUCGUCUCGUUCCCCACUUAGAUACCAGCUUCAUCACGUUAGCGAAUCAAGUUCCUGCCGACAAUGGCUUCCAAGGUCUGUUCGUUGAGACUGGAGAUGGGAAAAAGGUGAAGGUCCCUGGCAUCCGUAACAGCUAUUUGGUCUUCAUCGGUCAAAGUCUGUCUUUCCUUACGAAGAACUACCUUCCAUCGGCUCUCCAUGGUGUCGACAAGCCUCCCAAGGAAAUGUUCGAAGGAAGCGAAAGAUCCUCGUUGAUCACUUUUUAUGAACCUGCCGAAAUCAUUAUUCCAUCCAAGAACAUCAAUCCCAACCCAGAUGAGACCACUGAUUCGUGUCCGUUUUAUGAUUCUAUUGGAUUGGAUGUAAAUGAUCCCAAGGGCACUACCUGGGAUUUUGUGAAGAACAAAUUCAUUACCGGAUAUUACGCGGAUUAAGUGUACCUCAUUAGCCGUCGAGUCAGAUAAUAGGAUAUUACGCGGAUUAAGUGUACCUCAUUAGCCGUCGAGUCAGAUAAUAUCAAAAAUUACGUAACGUUAUCGUUUUAAUGGACAACUUUCUUGAUUAUUUUCRACAGUCGACACGACGUAACAAUAUCGUUUAGAUUAAWAGCUUUAAUCAAUAUUUUCAACGACC